Messenger RNA from Suillus clintonianus, 2016 nucleotides. RefSeq lists its product as uncharacterized. Lineage: Eukaryota; Fungi; Basidiomycota; Agaricomycetes; Boletales; Suillaceae. The transcript is spliced from 6 exons. The record is from RefSeq and is a predicted model, not a curated record. The coding region runs from base 113 to 1609 and encodes 498 amino acids.
UCGAGCAAGUGUUUGGCCUACUUGAGUUACUCUUCUUCAGCACUUCAGUUGUCUGCCCUUGCCCUUGCUUUUGCUCUUGUUCUAGCUCAUCUUUUACUCUCUGCUUUUCAAUAUGGCCGAUGCUCCAAAUAUCCGUAUCGUUCCCGGUGCUCUCCCUCCUACGUCACAGUCGAAAAUUCAGAAGAAAAAACGUCGAUCAACCAAGCCAAAAACUGCAGACUCGCCUGCCGAAGGCUCCGUCAUUAUUCCCGAUGUUGCUUCUGCUGCUCUAGUUGACCGGGCACCAGAAGAGGCGGAUUUGAAGGAGGGCACAGUUGCUCCAGAACUUGUUGCGCCUUCUGAGGCUCCGACCUUCGACGAUUUGACCUCCAAGUCUAGUCCGGUUGUAGAACUUCUCCAGAAGCGCUUAAAAUCUCUAAACAAGAAAAUAUCCCGUGUAGCGAGCUAUGCAUCAACGGAUCACGAAAAAUUGAACGAUGACCAAAAGCGAACUCUGAAAACCCUUCCUCUGUUAGAGGCCGUUCAGAAAGAACUUGAAGACGUGAAAAAAUUGAUCGAGUCCCACGAAGCAGAUCUUGCCCGGGAAAUGGCGGCCAAGCGUGCAGAUGCUGAAGCUGCAGAGGCUGUCAGAGUCGCUGACGCUGUUGCUGCUGCUGAGGCAUCGUCAGCUAGCAAAGCCUCCGCUAUACUGUCUCUAAUUCGCUUGCAUACAUGUCUUUCAACUCGUCAACCUCUUCCAGCCGCUCUUGAUUUCAAUGACGCUGAAGGGGAAGCAAUAUUCUCUCUUUGCUCGACCCUCAUCAGCGAGGAGUCAGAAUUCAAGCAAGUAGCACUGUCUGGUCUACUCUCUGGACAAGGGGACUUCAAUGGUGUUUCGUAUGCAAGGCUGCUGGAUAUUGUACAGUCCUUCCUCAACCCCCCUCGUGAACCGACACCCUUACCGGCAGAGCCAGAUGCAGCGACGGAAGUUGCUUCUGAGCCUUCAAGUGACUCGCACACUGAAUCUCAGCCUAUUGCUGGCAUUCCCCCUGUCAGCGGCAGUUUGAGUGGAACUGGUAGCUUCCAUUUCAUGCAAGCGAGCGAGCUUGAGACCACCGACUUUGAGAAUACUGCUGAGUGGGUUGAGAAAUCCGAGAUUGAACUGACACAAAAUGGUGUUCUCGAGCACGAAGAACCUAUACAUUCAGCUGCAGAGGGCGAUGGUACAUCUACACAGCCCAUUGAUUGGGCCGAGGCAGACGAAGAAGGCGGUCUGCCAUCAAUCGCAAACCUACAAGCAAGUUUCGCUCCUUCAGGAUCAGCCACUCCUGUUGUUGAACCCGUACCUGCACCUUUGAAUGGCGUGGAAGCUGUCGCUGCCACUGCCCCAGAGCCUGAGGAUGAUGGCUUCACACAAUCACGAGGUCGCGGACGUGGCAGGGGUUUCCGCGGUGAGGGACGUGGUGGGCGUGGCGGUUACCGUGGGCGGGGUGAUUUCCGUGGCGGCGAUCGAGGAACAUACCGUGGUGGUUACCGAGGUGGCGACCGAGGUGGCGAGCGCGGUGGUUUGUUUCUCGAUCAUUUUGUUCGCGGCAUCCACUCACACCAUCUUUGCAGGCUACCGUGGUGAGCGUGGUGAACGUGGUGAGCGAGGUGAACGUGGUGAGCGAAUUGAACGGGGUGAACGUGGUGAGCGGGGUGGCCGGUUUGAUGGCGAUUGGCGAAGCGACGAAAAUCGUGGACGUGGCAGGGGACGUGGGCGUGGACGCGGGGACAGGGGAGGCGGAGAAAGGGGAGACAGGGGAGGUGAGCGAUCUACGAUGUUGCCUGCAUCAACUUCUGAGCCAAAGGCCUAGGCUAUCAUGAGGGGCGCGGAGCUCCUCCUUCUUGAGAGUAGUCUCUUUGAACCCAGGUGCUGAAGGUCUCAUAAAUCACGUCCUGAGCCUCUGACCACGGUUGCAUGCAUUGCUAUGACAUAUGAGUUUGAUGUAUGUACACCUUACCUUCACAUGAAAUGACAUUCCCAGUUCUUGCGAA